GUGUAGUGGUGGUAUUGACGUGCGCCGGCAGUGAGGGAUCACGGGGCGCGGGGUUGGGAACGCAGUGUGGGCGUGGCAUGGACGCGCGCGCCGGUGGUGAGGCGCGCUCACACAAGCUGGGAAGAGAGGAUCGUAGCGAGUGCGCAGUGAUUGGUCAGAUAAGUGGGUACUCUCAGCGACGUCCGCAGGAGGGGUAUAAAGGGGGACGCGCGAGAGCACUCGUGGUCAGUGUUAACCAGUUGAAGACCGAAGACGGGGUGGAGGAGAUAGGGGCCCUGUGUGGCUCGGAGCCGAGACUGGGGGGACCGUAGUCCGACGCCCGUGUGGGUCGGGACGGUGGUACCCAGAGCCGAGACGGGCACCCCGGCUGGGUGUGUCCCGGACGGCGACGGGGCGUAAGAGCCCGUGUAGCUGAGUGGGUGUUAGUCACCCGUGUAGCUGAGUGGGUGUUAGUCACCCGUGUAGCUGAGUGGGUGUUAGUCACCCGAGUAGCUGAGUGGGUGUGGGUCACCCGUGUAGCUGAGUGGGUGUGGGUCACCCGUGUAGCUAAGUGGGUGUUGGUCACCCGUGUAACGAAGUCGUAGCUGAGUGGGUGUCCGUCACCCGUGUAGCUAAGUGGGUGUUGGUCACCCGUGUAACGAAGUCGUAGCUGAGUGGGUGUCCGUCACCCGUGUAGCUAAGUGGGUGUUGGUCACCCGUGUAACGAAGUCGUAGCUGAGUGGGUGUCCGUCACCCGUGUAGCUAAGUGGGUGUUGGUCACCCGUGUAACGAAGUAGGGUGUUAGUCAUCCGUGUAACUACAAGUUGGUGAAAAUAAAGAGUGUGCUACCCGUGAAGUCGUCUCCUGCCGAGUUACUACUUUACAACUGGCGUCAGAAGUAAACCUGUCUUCAAGGAGAAAUGGACACAAGGAAGACUUCUCGUUCCCACGUGCAAGACCGGGGAGACGACGACGUACCGGUGACACCACCCUCGGGAGGAGAGGACGAGGAGUUGCCGCCGAUGCAGCACUUCGCGGAAAUGGCCGAUGCUCCGCCCGCCUCCGACACCAGCCUGCAGGACGCACAUUCCCGCCUGGCGGAGUUGCUGCUCGCCGCCGCUGCAAUCUUGGCGGAGAUCUCCGUUCCAGCGGCCGGAGGAACGCCUGCGGGGUUGGAAGAGGCGGCGCGGCUGGAGGGUUCCCGCCAUACGGCGUUUCGCGCCAAAAGUUUGGGAGUUGGCGCCAUUUUUGAGGGCCCGACUCCGCUUGGCGGGAAACGAGGACACCACGUGGCCAGAGGUCUCCACACAGCGCAGCCCGCGUCAUCGGCGAGCGCCGGAGCUCUCCAUUUUGCGCCUGCAGAGGGAGCCGACAUUUUCUACAACCACAGCGGCGCGCGGGAAAAUCGCUCCAACGACGACGACGACGAUCGAGUUCUCCAGCAACGAUUGCCCGCGCUGUCGGUGUUCAAGGCGGACGGGGGCGACUGGGGAGCCUUCCAGCGACGGUUCAUCGCGCAUCAAGAAAUGUCGGGGUGGUCCGACACCACUGCCCUGCGCGCGCUGCCAGCGAUGCUCGACGACGACGCGCUUGCGGCCUUCACGUCUGCCCCGAGGUCGUCCCGCUCCACGCUCCAGGCCGCGCUGCACCUGUUGGCCAAGGUGUUCGGGCCGCCCUCGACCUGUCGCCACCAGUUCUACGAUCGACGGAAGGUGGUUGGAGAAACAACGCUCGCCUAUCGCACGGCGCUGCUCGCCCUGGCAGAUUCAGCUUUUCCCCGUAUGGACAAGGAGGGGAAGGACGCCAUGGUGACGGAGCAGCUGCUGGCGCUGGCUCACGGAUUGGGAGUUCCCAUUAAUACGGCGGACGAGAUGGACAUCUGCUCCCUGGGGAUUGCCACGAGUAUCCACGCUUACGAGGUCCUACAGCAGAAGCCGACGGUCGUCUGCGCAUCGGUGGAGAACGGGGCACCGACCGCCACGAUCAUCGGACCUCAGCCUGCUGUGCCUCGGGAGGAGGCCUUCGCGGGUUCGAGGCCGGGGGAGUGGAGAACGGGCGGUCGUUCGCCCACACGCUCCUCCCGCAAGCUGGAGCAACCGAAACCCACGACGUCCCUCGUCGUCUGCUACAACUGCGGCCUUCGGGGCCACGUCGCGUCGGGAUGCCGGGCCCCGCGUCAACGCACCGCGGGACCACGUCCGGACGACGCCCAGGGACUCAAGACAUCCCAACUGAACCCGGUGUCUCGGACCUGACGGCUGUUGACCGUCGGGAACCGGAACCCCGGGGCUCGCACGGAGCCCCGAUGUCUGUCCCAUGCCUCCCUGAACUGCCGGCGCUGCCGGAUGGCCAACUGCGUCCUGUGCCGUACGACGGUCCGGCAAGGCGGACUCGAUCAAGGACGCAACACUUUUCAUGAAAAAAAAAAAAAAAUAUAUUCUUUUUUUGUUAAAGCCCGACUUCGUUGCCGGCUUCCCCCCCUCUGCCGGGGUAAUGUCCCGUUCAAGGGACGCUCGGACAUUGGGACAUUGCAUGAGUCGGAGAGAAAAGAAGAGAAAAUGAUUAAAGAAAUUUUUUUUUUAUUGUUACUCUUUCCGCAUACACAGUAUCGUUGCCACUCGCCGGAUUGUGCAUGUUGUUCUUGUUGCGGGUGGGGCGGUUGCUGGGUUUUGCGGAUUGCGGUGUUCAUGUUGUGUUAUGUUACGGGGCACACAUGGGAGUGAAGGGGUGUUGUAUGGUUUAUUAGCAGCCGGGUCGGCUGCGAGCUAUGUGGUAGGGGGUGAUGUAGUGGUGGUAUUGACGUGCGCCGGCAGUGAGGGAUCACGGGGCGCGGGGUUGGGAACGCAGUGUGGGCGUGGCAUGGACGCGCGCGCCGGUGGUGAGGCGCGCUCACACAAGCUGGGAAGAGAGGAUCGUAGCGAGUGCGCAGUGAUUGGUCAGAUAAGUGGGUACUCUCAGCGACGUCCGCAGGAGGGGUAUAAAGGGGGACGCGCGAGAGCACUCGUGGUCAGUGUUAACCAGUUGAAGACCGAAGACGGGGUGGAGGAGAUAGGGGCCCUGUGUGGCUCGGAGCCGAGACUGGGGGGACCGUAGUCCGACGCCCGUGUGGGUCGGGACGGUGGUACCCAGAGCCGAGACGGGCACCCCGGCUGGGUGUGUCCCGGACGGCGACGGGGCGUAAGAGCCCGUGUAGCUGAGUGGGUGUUAGUCACCCGUGUAGCUGAGUGGGUGUUAGUCACCCGUGUAGCUGAGUGGGUGUUAGUCACCCGAGUAGCUGAGUGGGUGUGGGUCACCCGUGUAGCUGAGUGGGUGUGGGUCACCCGUGUAGCUAAGUGGGUGUUGGUCACCCGUGUAACGAAGUCG
Molecule: messenger RNA, 3342 nt
Organism: Lethenteron reissneri (Far Eastern brook lamprey)
Lineage: Eukaryota; Metazoa; Chordata; Hyperoartia; Petromyzontiformes; Petromyzontidae
Molecular function (GO): zinc ion binding; nucleic acid binding
Source: RefSeq, a predicted model, not a curated record